Molecule: messenger RNA, 1107 nt
Organism: Camellia sinensis
Lineage: Eukaryota; Viridiplantae; Streptophyta; Magnoliopsida; Ericales; Theaceae
Product: UPF0481 protein At3g47200
Source: RefSeq, a predicted model, not a curated record
CAUGCAUAGCCUAUAUAUAAUCUAAUUGUACUCAUAAUAUUCCCACCCAAUCUAAUAUGGCAAACAUGCGUAGCCUAUAUCUAUAGAGAGAACUAUUAGGUUGUGUUGUUAGAGAGUGACAUUGGCAAGAAUAUGGAGGAGAAGCUGUCAAUGGAGGAAGCACUUGUUAGACAAAGAACAGUGGAAAUAGAAGAAGUGAUUCAUGAAUCUGGGAAGCGCAAGGAUCCAAUCCUUGGAGACAAAAACUGGGUUGCAUCCAUAAUAAAUGCUGGAGCAAGCCAAUCUCAAAAUCCAAAACCAUUGUGCAUCCAAAGGGUUCCACAAAUGCUUCGAAAGACUAAGAAUUAUCAGAAUAACUAUGCACCAAGGGUGGUUUCUGUUGGUCCAUAUCACCAUGAUCAUAACAACCUCAAGCUUCAACGAAUGCAAGAGCUCAAGCCUCGAAUCACAAGUAAGCUGGUCUUAGAUGACCAACAGUUGCUUGAAGACUUACACGAGCGGCUUUUCCAGAAGGUCAAGCAAUUGAGAGAUUGCUAUGAAGAGAAAUCAACAAAUGAAUACAAUGACGAUGAAUUCAUAAGGAUGAUGCUCGUGGAUGGUUGCUUUAUUUUGUAUUUCAUUAACUAUGUCACAGAGCGAAAAGUACAUAAGGUUGAAAUAAAAAACCACAAUGUAGCCUUUAUACGACAGGACUUGUUCUUGCUGGAGAAUCAACUUCCCUUCAUUGUCCUCGAGGAACUUAUUAAUGACCAAAGAAUAUAUGCACAAGGUUACACGAUGAAAAUGAUUGAUAUGUUCAUCGCCGAUAGCAUUAUGGCACCAAAUGUAGGCAAGAAUGCUGAAGAGCUAUGUCCCUUGCAUCUUCUAGAUGUUCUGCACAAAAGACUUGUAGGUUGCAAACAUGUUGAACUUUGUGUAUCAAAUCGAUACACUUUUCGCAAUGUUGAGGAGCUCAUUGAUGUAGGGAUCCAAGUUAAGAAGAACAAGAAGAGUAGUUACUUGACGGAUAUUAACUUUAGUUCAUUUUGUAACUUUGGGAGGCUUGAACUUCCCACAAUAACACGCGUCAGGGCUUGGUGGAUCGCCAAUGACGCGCCGCCGGGAUAG